CAUUACUUUAUCCUCAGCAAUAUAUUUUUAAAGACCAUGAACUUCGAGCAUGGAGAGCACUACUUAAAGCAGCCAGUUGUCAUGAAAUAACUCUAUUCACAAAUAAUAAAUCUAAGAUUGCACACUCUAUAAAACGCUAUGUUCAUCUUGAAUAUAAUAUUCAAAAUGGAAAUGAUAUAGUAGAUACAAUCAGGGAUAUAAAAGGAACAUCUGUUGCAAAUAUUAACUCUAGUGAACGACCAAAAAAAGCAAAAAAAAUAAUAUCUACCUUGGAAGGCAUUACAAAUUGGUCACAUUUUGUUUGGCCAACAAGCAGUGAAUUAUCUGGUUAUAUCUGCGCACGCUCUUUACCUAAUUUUGGUUCUUGA
Messenger RNA from Dentiscutata erythropus, 368 nucleotides. The record is from the annotation of a GenBank genome assembly. NCBI's taxonomy places the organism in Eukaryota, Fungi, Glomeromycota, Glomeromycetes, Diversisporales, Gigasporaceae.